AUGCCGCAUAGUCGAGUUCAUGCUCUCUCUUCUGAUCACCUGGGACGGGUUCUAGUUGGCGAUGGAGCCUUCCUUCGUUGGCUCGAACUGGGGACAAAUGGGACAGGCCUUGCUAUGCGACACUCAGCCUCUCUCCAAAUCUGCACUCUUAUUUGUUCCUUUCAUUGUCACCAUCUCACAUCUAGCUUUGAUAACAAAUGCUUGACUCAUGUACUAAGUCAACUCUGCCAUCUCCCUCCUAUCAUACUUUAUGCCCCCGAACUGUUGGCCAACUACAUUAUUAGAGGCCAGACCCCAUUAGUUCUACUAGAUUUCCGCUCCACCACGCAAAUCGGAGUCAAUCACUCGACACAAAUUACAAGCCGACGCGUGUUCCCUUCGUUGUGUUUAGUAAUAAGCAAUUCUAGCUCAAUAUAUUUCUUCAUGGGCCUGAAACGUCUUCUGACGCCUGGCUCGUAA
Messenger RNA from Protopolystoma xenopodis, 459 nucleotides. The record is from the annotation of a GenBank genome assembly. Lineage: Eukaryota; Metazoa; Platyhelminthes; Monogenea; Polystomatidea; Polystomatidae.